Molecule: messenger RNA, 2794 nt
Organism: Lytechinus pictus (painted urchin)
Lineage: Eukaryota; Metazoa; Echinodermata; Echinoidea; Temnopleuroida; Toxopneustidae
Product: transcription initiation factor TFIID subunit 8-like
Exons: 6
Coding region: 402-1262 (286 amino acids)
Biological process (GO): transcription initiation at RNA polymerase II promoter
Cellular component (GO): transcription factor TFIID complex
Molecular function (GO): protein heterodimerization activity
Source: RefSeq, a predicted model, not a curated record
UCACCGACACCGUGUAGUGCAGUGUUAAAUUGGCGAGAUCAAUAUUAACAAUUUCUACAAAUACAAUCAAACUUUUUAUAAAAUAAAAAAGACAUGCACGGGAAAAUCAUAUUAUUGUGCCAUACAAAAUUAUUACAUUUGAUUUUAAAACUUACAUCGUGUACUUUGAGGUCCAUAAUUAAUAAUCCAUUUUACAGAGACGAUCUUGUCACUCGACACUCGUACAUCCCCGAAAGAGUUGCCAUCUUGAAAAUAUCGAGUUUCGUGAGAUUUGACUUCCAGGUUUUAUUUUCUCUCUCAUUUCAUCGCCAUUCGAUGAAACAUCAAAUUUCUUUCUUUGCGAACAUGAUUUCGAGUUCGAAAAGUUGUUUUGAUGCUGGAAAUACGAAACGGGAGGAGACAUGACGUCAACAGAUAAUUCACAGCUUACAGCUUCACACAGGAGGGCGCUUUUUGUUUCUGUGGCAGCUACAUGUAGCGAAGCAGGAUUCUCAACAGGAGAUAAGGAUUGCUUAGAAACACUCACUGAAAUCAUUCAAAGCUUUAUCACAGAAUUAGGACAAAGCAGUAGGGCAUACUGUGAGCUUGCUUGUCGUUCGUUGCCUAUGGUUACAGAUAUUGCCAUGGCGAUGUCUCAGAUGGGAGUUGACGGCUCAGAUCUCAAGCAAUUUGCACGUAGAAAACAUAAGAUAGUCAUUCCUAAGCAGGACAGAUUGCGACCAACCACUGACCCAUCUGGUUUACAAGUCGGUCAACGUAACAAACAUCCAUCCUAUAUUUAUGAUCAUCUACCAGCCUUUCCUGAUGCUCAUACAUACAUACAAACACCAACUUUCAAACCUCAGGAUAAUGAUUACAAGACCGUACGGGAGAAGGCUGCUUCACAAAGACGUGAUGUAGAAAGAGCUUUGACUAGAUUCAUUGCAAAAACAGGAGAUAAUCAGACACUAUUCCCUGGGGAUAGUAAUCUCUUCCCAUUGAUAGCAUGUACCCCUUCACCUGUACCGUACCUAGAUGCUCUUAUACCUCAGGAACAUGAUAUCUUACAAGAAAGUGAUGAUGAACAAACACAAGAGGGCGACAUUAAAUCAGCGGACGAGAGCGAGGAGAAGAGGGAUUCCCAAGAUACGGAAGGGAAGGUGAAAGGAGCGGAAGAUGAGGGCGCUCAGUCGACACCGGCGAAGAGACGACAUGAUCCUGAGAUCAUUGAUAAUCCAUUCCUAAGACAACCGAAACGGCCACGGUACAAGAAGAAGAAGUGAUUGAGAUGAACUCUAUUCCUGUAUAAUAUUCUGUUGUGCAGUCACAUAGUUGACUGAACGACAUAUAAGUCAACCUGACUCAGAAAAUUAUUUCAGCUACUCGUAGUUGUACGAUCGAUUUUUAUCUUUGGUAAUCCUUUCCUAUGACAACCACAGCUUUUUGGAUCAAGAGAAAGUGACAUGAGAAGAAGUUAGGUAAUACAUUUGAGGAUUAGCUGUUCACUUAUCGAUGUAGCUAGUUCUUCUUCAUGGAUAUACACUAUACAUUAUUGUGGGGGGCGUCGUGGUCUAGUGGUUGUGUCUCUCAAUCUGAGGGAUGUGGGUUCCAGCCAUGGCAUGGUUUCCUUCAGCAAGAUAUUAACCCACUGUGCUGCACUCAACCCAGGUGAGGUGAAUUGGUACCCAGUAGGAAGACAUUCCUCGAAUGCUUGAGUGCCUAAAUGGGCAGUGCAGCUAAAGCCGGGGUAAUAAUAGCAGCGCUUUGUAUCCUCAGGCAAAAAGCGUUUUAUAAAUCUAGCUAUUAUUAUUAUUAUAAUGAGGCUGGUUGUCCAUGUAAAACACAGGAACUGAAAAACAUGGUCAUGUGCUAAAGCAUUCUUAUAUGAAUAUCAAAAGUAUGGGAUCUAACGGUAUCCAUUGGUCCAAACUUUUGCAUAUACGAAAGAAAAAGUAGAAUUUGAAGAAGUUUGUCCUGUUUUAUCUGUUGAUUAUUGCUGAUUGUCGAUCUACAAGAUCUGGUAAUGUUAGGGGAUGCUAGGGACUUUGGGAUAGUGGAUUGAUUGUAAGAAUGGGCCUUGCAGAUUAAGGUCUGUGUUCCAGCAAGUUCUGGACUUGGGCCUGUUUCAUAAAGAUCAAUGAAUGUACUGUUCAUGUUAAGUAUUUAAAAUAAACUGGGAGUCCCAUUAAUUCAAAACAAUAGGCUGCAACAAGUCAUUUCAAUGCUGGUGAUAAAAGCGCAAAUCCAUCUUUGGAUGCUUUCUUUGUGAAUUUGGGCUACAAAGAAUGUAACCAUAUUGGCCCGAAUUCACAAAGGUGGUUUUGAAAACCCACGGUUGAGUCCAUGGUUUAUGCAGAUUUCCUGUAUAAAUUACGCUUAAUUUAGCGCGUAUCGGGCGCGUGUGUAAAAAAUGUCCAAUGCUGAUGCGCGCUUUUGUCACAGUGCGCCAAAUCGAUGCCUGUUGCCGUGGAUAUCCACGCUAUUUUAUUCAUGAGUCUACUGUUUUCAUUAAUGAGUCCACUCUUCAAACAGUGGACUCAUAAAUAAAAUAGCAUAUCUAACCAUGGUAACAGGCAUCGAUUUGGCGCACUGUGACAAAAAUGCCCAUUAGCAUUGGACAUUUUUACACACGCGCCCGAUGCGCGCUAAAUUAAGCGUAAUUUAUACAGGAAAUCUGCAUAAACCAUGGACUCAACCGUGGGUUUUCAAAACCACCUUUGUGAAUUCGGGCCAUUGUGUUUAAUCAUGUGUCAUCUGAUAAUUUGAACACUGAUUAUCAAGUAACAAAUAAAACUUUGAUGUCAAUAACAGCAAA